UCGGUCACGCUGUUAAUUUUUUCGUGGGAAGCGUGAGCGUCUAUUGCAAAAAACGUUGACAAUAAAUUCCAACAGAUAAGCACUUUUACAAUUAGUUAAACCAUAAAUAUGCCUGCUGUGGUGCGCAUCAAACGCCGCAUUGACGAGGAACCGCAUACGGCCUUUGUACUCAAUGGCAAGCGUCGACGCCUGCAAAAUGAUGAAAAUGCGCCAUCAGAAACAGCUACAACAACAGGGACUUCAACAAACACAGACAACAAAGAAGAAUUAAGCCAAGUGCUGUUAAAAUUUGCCGGCACAUUGGACAAACAGGAUGAUAGCGCAACCAAACAAUUUGCGGCCGCACGACUGAACAAAGAAGCGGCCAAGGAGCUGGUGGCUCGUAAUCAGAGCAGCGAUUCCUCCAUUGCUGCUGCCCAACGUCGCGAUCGUCAGCGUCAGGAGGCGCAGCAGACAUCGCGAGAGCAACGGUAUCGUGUGGUGAACUGCUUGCGGACCACACUUCAAGAGGAAACGGAAAAUGAUGCCAACGCCCCCUGUCGGCCACAAGCAGCAACGGGUACAACAACCACAGCUGAUCAUAGGGAAAUCACAAUUGUUGACAUUGAAGAAUCACAGCAGCAGCGGCAACAACAACAAUUGCAACAGCCAGCAGAUUCAGAUGUUGGCUAUGUGUAUGAUUUAUAUGUGCCAGAGAAUGAGAUGGAGGCGUCGUAUGUUGAUAUGCUGGAUGACAACUAUUUAAGUCUGCGUCCAGUGGACGAGAUCGUUUGGGAGGAUUGCUACAAUGAUGGGGAUGAAGAUUGCGACUCCGAUGACUCCAAUCAGGAGAAUUACUAUACCAACGAGUAUCCUGAUGAUGAUGAGGCAAAUCUUGGCUCCGAUGAUGAGCUGCGUCACAAAAUGGAUAAAUUAAUGUUUGAUGACGAUGAUGAGGACGAUGAGUGCGAGUCCAGCGAGGAUGAGGAUUACAAUACCUUCCAGGAUCCAUAUGUGCACACCAUCGAUACCGAGGCCGAUGCCUUCGUGGAUGAUGUGGACUUUUGCAAUGUGGAUCGUCAGGGCAGCGCCUAUGAACGCUUUAAGCGUCGUAUUCUACGCGAGGCCGAAGGACUCGACUCCAAUUCCGACGACGAUGAUGAUGAUGAAGACUAUAAUCCUGAUGAGUUUGCUGAUGCCAGAGAUAUAUUCAGCGACAGCGAAUAA
Drosophila nasuta is the source of this 1206-nucleotide messenger RNA. It is a transcript of the gene fs(2)ltoPP43, whose product is annotated as female sterile (2) ltoPP43. Lineage: Eukaryota; Metazoa; Arthropoda; Insecta; Diptera; Drosophilidae. The record is from RefSeq and is a predicted model, not a curated record. The coding region runs from base 109 to 1206 and encodes 365 amino acids. Gene Ontology annotation, biological process: developmental process. The transcript is spliced from 4 exons.